CCCCGGCCUAGGCGGGGAGCCGGCGCGCGGUCAGCUGAGCGGCGCUGGGCGGGGUCGGCAGGCCGCGAGUCAGCUAGAGGCUCCCCGAACCCAGCUGCCCCCGCCGCCGCCCCCUGCCGGUCCCCUGGUCGGUGUCCGCAUCCGGGUCCGGAGCCCACCCCAGCGGCACGAUGCCGGGGCAGCAGUGACCCCGAGGGAGGCCGAUCGCUGGCGGCAGGAACUUCUGCCAUGUCCCACCAACCUCUCAGCUGCCUGACUGAAAAAGGGGACAGCCCCAACGAAACCACAGGAAAUGGACCCCCCAGUCUGGCUCACCCAAACCUGGACACGUUCACCCCAGAGGAGCUGCUGCGGCAGAUGAAAGAGCUCCUGACCGAGAACCAUCAGCUGAAAGAAGCCAUGAAGCUAAAUAAUCAAGCUAUGAAAGGGCGAUUUGAGGAGCUAUCAGCCUGGACAGAGAAACAGAAGGAAGAACGCCAGUUUUUUGAGACACAGAGCAAAGAAGCCAAAGAACGUCUUGUGGCCUUGAGUCAUGAAAAUGAGAAAUUAAAAGAAGAGCUUGGAAAACUAAAAGGGAAAUCAGAAAAGUCAUUUGAGGACCCCACUGGUGACUCCAGGCUUCCCAAGGCCGAAGGAGAGCCAGAGAUGGAGCAGCUGAAGAUGCAGGUGGCACGCCUUCAGGCCGAGAAGGCAGACCUGCUGGGCAUUGUGUCUGAACUGCAGCUCAAGCUGAACGCCAGCGGCCCUGGAGAAGACUCCUUUGUUGAAAUUAGGAUGGCUGAAGGAGAAACAGAAGGGUCAGUAAAAGAAACCAAGAAUAGCCUUGGGUCCACGAGAACGCACACCAUUGACACGAACAGAUCUAUAGAAGGUGCCAAGAAUUAUUUGGAAUCUGAGGAGUUAACUGUGAGCCAGCUCCUGCUUUGCCUAAGGGAAGGAAACCAGAAGGUGGAGAGACUUCAACUUGCACUCAAGGAAGCCCAAGAAAGAGUUUCAGACUUUGAAAAGAAAGCAAAUGAUCAUUCUCAGAUUGGAACCCAGACAGAGGGGAGUAUAGAAGAAGAGAAUGAAGAGAAGAAAAGCCCAGAAACUGUUGGAAGUGAAGUGGAAAUAUUGAACCUUCAGGUGACAUCCCUGUUUAAGGAGCUUCAAGAAGCUCAUACAAAACUCAGUGAAGCUGAGCUAAUGAAGAAGAGACUUCAAGAAAAGUGUCAGGUCCUUGAAAGGAAAAAUUCUGCAACCCCAUCAGAGCUGAAUGAAAAGCAAGAGCUUGUUUAUACUAAUAAAAAGCUGGAGCUACAAGUGGAAAGCAUGCGAUCAGAAAUCAAAAUGGAGCAAACUAAAACAGAAGAUGAAAAGUCCAAAUUGGCCAUUCUACAGGUGACACACAGCAAGCUUCUUCAAGAAUAUAAUAAGGCAUUGAAAACAAUUGAGGAACUAACAAGGAAAGAGUCAGAGAAAGUAGAUAAGGCAGUGCUGCUGGAACUGCAUGAAAAACUAGAACUGGCAGAGAAGGCCCUGGCUUCGAAGCAGCUUCAGAUGGACGAGAUGAAGCAGACCAUCGCCAGGCAGGAGGAAGACCUGGAAACCAUGAGCGUCCUCCGGGCUCAGAUGGAGGUUUACUGUUCUGAUUUUCAUGCUGAAAGAGCAGCAAGAGAGAAGAUUCAUGAAGAAAAAGAGCAACUGGCAUUGCAGCUGGCAAUUUUGCUGAAAGAGAAUGAUGUUUUUGAAGAUGGCAGCAGUAGGCAGUCCUUGAUGGAAAUGCAGAGCCGUCAUGGGGCGAGAACAAGUGAUCCCGACCAACAGGCUUACCUUGUUCAGAGAGGAGCUGAGGACAGGAACUGGCCACAACAGCAACAACAGAAUAUUCAAAUUCAUUCUUGCCCCAAAUGUGGAGAAGUCCUGCCUGACAUAGACACGUUACAGAUUCACGUGAUGGACUGCAUCAUUUAAGUGUUGACGUUUCAUCUCCCCAAAAUUGUUGGUAAAUGUCAGAUUUUUUCCUCCAAGAGUUGUACUUUUGUGUUAUUUGUUUUCACUCAGAUAUUUUGCCUCAUUAUGCUUGUUUUAGGAGAAAGAAAAUGUAUCUGCUCUAAGUAGAACACUUUUUGUGGAAUCCCAUAAACGCGCAGGAUAGAAUCCUUAACUACCACUCUUCUGAUAAUAACCUCAGUAUUUUUUAUGUUUGGUUUAUGCGAGCAAUUGCCCAGCUCAUGCAUUUAACCAGCUUGUGACAUCAUGUGACACAGUUCAUGUAAUUAGAUGGAAGAAAUUUCAUGGAUAAAUUUUAAGAACCUUUUAAGGAGGCAGGAAAAAUUAAGUGGUACAGAUUUAAUCAAGAAAAAUGUCUUUGAAGUACUUUUUAAAAUAAAUUAUAUUAUUACUUCAUCCAUUUAGAAUGGAUCUAUUUGGGGUUAUAUGUUUGUAUGUAUGUUGUAGUUUUAUUGUAGCCACAGUAAUUAUACCAAAGCUAUGAUAUCACUCUUUUCAUAUGAGAAUGUGAUUUUUCAAUUAUUUCAGGACAGGUGAGAAAAUAUUGGCAUAUAUGAAGUAGAUAACAUUAGGGUCACUGGAUUUCUCAUAACCAUUCACAAUGUAAAGAUAUUAUCUUCAUUCUUUCAUUGUACUAUAGGUGUAUGGGCUUGUACAGUAGAUAGUUUAUUAAUUUCUAAAAAGAACAACUGUUUAUUCAUUUCCUUCCUGGAUCAGGUUUUAUCUUCAUAAUCACAAAAAUAGUUAUUGCAAAAUAAAAUUUUGCUUAUGAAUCUUUAA
Molecule: messenger RNA, 2772 nt
Organism: Microcebus murinus (gray mouse lemur)
Lineage: Eukaryota; Metazoa; Chordata; Mammalia; Primates; Cheirogaleidae
Gene: OPTN
Product: optineurin
Biological process (GO): protein localization to Golgi apparatus; Golgi ribbon formation; regulation of canonical NF-kappaB signal transduction
Cellular component (GO): Golgi apparatus; cytoplasm; nucleus
Molecular function (GO): K63-linked polyubiquitin modification-dependent protein binding
Source: RefSeq, a predicted model, not a curated record